Colius striatus (speckled mousebird) is the source of this 1115-nucleotide messenger RNA. RefSeq names its product autophagy related 3 (gene ATG3). The record is from RefSeq and is a predicted model, not a curated record. Gene Ontology annotation, molecular function: Atg8-family ligase activity. Gene Ontology annotation, biological process: autophagy of mitochondrion; autophagosome assembly; nucleophagy. The transcript has 12 exons. Bases 122 to 1066 code for a protein of 314 amino acids. Gene Ontology annotation, cellular component: cytosol; cytoplasmic ubiquitin ligase complex. Lineage: Eukaryota; Metazoa; Chordata; Aves; Coliiformes; Coliidae.
CCCACCCGGGUAGGCCGAGUGGGAGGUCACGUGGCCCGCGAGGGGCGGUUGCUGCCGCGGAGCUUGUUGUUGGAGGGGCGGGGGAGGCGGUGUGGUUCUCCUCACGGGGCCCGCCGGCGGCAUGCAGAACGUCAUCAACACGGUGAAGGGGAAAGCCCUGGAAGUGGCCGAGUACCUCACGCCCGUGCUCAAGGAGUCCAAGUUUAAAGAAACUGGAGUAAUUACACCUGAAGAAUUUGUUGCAGCUGGAGAUCAUUUAGUUCACCACUGUCCUACUUGGCAAUGGGCUUCAGGAGAAGAACUAAAAGUCAAGGCUUAUCUGCCAACAGACAAACAGUUUUUGGUAACUAAAAAUGUGCCGUGCUACAAAAGGUGUAAGCAGAUGGAGUACUCAGAUGAGCAGGAAGCAAUUAUAGAAGAAGAUGAUGGUGAUGGGGGAUGGGUAGACACUUUUCACAAUGCAGGUGUAGCAGGUGCAACAGAAGCAGUUAAGGAGCUCACACUAGACAGUAAGGAUAACAUAAAAAUACCAGAACGUUCAGCAUCUUAUGAAGAUGAUGAUGAGGAAGAUGAAGGAGAAGCUGCAGACAUGGAAGAGUAUGAAGAAAGUGGGCUAUUGGAGACAGAUGAUGCAACACUUGACACAAGACAGAUUGUAGAAGCUAACAAAGCUAAAGUUGAUGUUGGAGGGGAAGAUGCUAUUCUACAGACUAGAACUUACGACCUCUACAUCACCUACGACAAAUACUACCAAACUCCAAGGCUUUGGUUGUUUGGAUAUGAUGAGCAACGGCAGCCUUUAACAGUAGAGCAUAUGUAUGAAGAUAUUAGUCAAGAUCAUGUCAAGAAAACAGUGACCAUUGAAAACCAUCCUCAUCUUCCUCCACCUCCCAUGUGCUCAGUUCAUCCAUGCAGGCAUGCAGAAGUGAUGAAGAAAAUAAUUGAGACUGUUGCAGAAGGUGGGGGAGAACUUGGAGUUCACAUGUAUCUUCUUAUUUUCUUGAAAUUUGUACAGGCGGUCAUUCCAACGAUAGAAUAUGACUACACGAGGCACUUUACCAUGUAACUAAAAUGAGAGAUGUUCUCCUCUAAUAAAUCUUUUUUUAAGUAACCUA